UUCUUUUUAAUGAUCAAAGGCAGCACGCUCUUUAAUCAUUUUCUUUGUAGAAAUCAAGAGUUUUUUGCAAUGGGAAGAAAACCUUGCUGUGAUAAAGUUGGAUUGAACAGAGGUCCAUGGACCAUUGAAGAAGAUCAAAAGCUCAUGAACUUCAUCCUCAGCAAUGGGAUUCAAUGCUGGCGACUUGUCCCAAAACUUGCAGGCUUGUUAAGAUGUGGAAAGAGUUGCAGAUUGAGAUGGAUGAAUUAUCUGAGGCCUGAUCUCAAGAGAGGUGCAUUGACAGAAGCAGAAGAAGAUCAAAUAAUCGAACUUCAUUCUCGUUUGGGCAACAGGUGGUCCAAGAUUGCAGCACAUUUCCCAGGUCGUACAGAUAAUGAGAUAAAAAACCAGUGGAAUACCAAAAUCAAGAAGAAGCUGAAGCUCCUUGGUAUAGAUCCCAAAACCCACAAGCCUGUUGAGAAAGAGAAGGAUUUUGCAUCAGAAGAAGCCAGGCAGCAACCUGCAGAAACCUCCAGGGAAGAGUUGAAAUUCCAGGAUAAUAAUCCAGGCUUCAUGGGUAAUAAUCAGAUAGAAAAUAAUCAGGUUGAUCAGUGUUGCUCUCCAGGACAGGAAUCUAAUUUAGUCCAGAAAAGUGAAACCAUGAUUACAGACAUAGAUGCUGCUCAAUCAGAAUCAUUUUCUUCAACAAGCAUGCAAGAAGGUUCUCAUCAGCACUGGAUUGAUAACUUAGAGGACUAUUUGCUUUCAUGGGAUUGGUUUAGUAAUCUGGAAGAGAUUUUUCCUCUGGACACUCACCAAUGAUAUUGUGGAUUUUUUUCUAAGCACUUGUUUGGUAUGCUUUUCUUCUGAGAAAAGAAUUAAAUUGUAUAAUAGAACUCAGUUUAUUUCUAGAAAAAACUUAUUUGUUUAGA
Molecule: messenger RNA, 911 nt
Organism: Manihot esculenta (cassava)
Lineage: Eukaryota; Viridiplantae; Streptophyta; Magnoliopsida; Malpighiales; Euphorbiaceae
Product: myb-related protein 315
Exons: 3
Coding region: 10-801 (263 amino acids)
Source: RefSeq, a predicted model, not a curated record